CAUGUAUAUAUCUGUAGAUAUAUAAAAGGACAGACUGAAGUUUUGAAAUCAAUUGAACGUGUAAUACCAGCAAUACCGCUUGUCCCGUUCAAACCACUACCAUAGCAAGAUAUGAAAAUACUGAUUAUAUGCAUCUUCAUAUGUAUGUCUUUCGUUGGUCAAGCCUUGCUUUUCCAUUCACCGGUCAGCAAUAGAAUGUACCACUACAGCAAGGGAGUCUCUCUGAGACCUAUGGUCAAACAAAUACCAGAAAAACAAGGUAGGACAACUCUCGACAAGGACGAGCUUCGGUUCUGGUGGUGCUUUAAAUCGGGAGGUCAAUUAGCAUUUUCCCUCCGAUAUUGUUUAGUCUACGUGAAUAUCUUACGAGCCUUCCAGCAUGAUAGAAACCUUGGGCAUUUGCUUCAUAGAUUUCACAGCUUUGGGAAAUGAGGAUUUAAACAAAUUUAAACCUUACUUAACUUUGUUAUAAUAAAUAGAAUAUUGGAUAUUCAAGUUAAUAUAUACUAAGUAUAUUAAAGACAAUUAUAUAAUA
Molecule: messenger RNA, 535 nt
Organism: Magallana angulata
Lineage: Eukaryota; Metazoa; Mollusca; Bivalvia; Ostreida; Ostreidae
Exons: 3
Coding region: 112-432 (106 amino acids)
Source: RefSeq, a predicted model, not a curated record